AUGGACGAAGUUAAUAGCACAGAAAGUUCACAAGAAGUGUCAAAUGCUGAAUCCCCUCUUUGGCAGUAUGUGACUAAAGUAGAAAAACCAGCUGGUGCAUCUGUGAAAUCUGGUGGAAACACAUAUUUUAAGUGCAACUAUUGUGAUAUAGUUUUUAUGGGAUCCUAUUCUAGGGUUAAGGCUCAUUUAUUACAAAUUUCUGGCAAAGGUAUUAGAGCAUGCCGUAAUGUGUCAAAGAGCCAUAGGUUGGAAAUGCAGCGAAUGCAUGAUCAAGUUGAGGCUAAUAAGUUAGAGCAAGAACAGAGAAGUCAUAUUCCCUUACCCCCACCUCCCCCAGGCCGUGGGAUACCUAUUUCCCCAUUUCAGAGACAAGAAGGGAGUGAUAGUAGUCAUAGUACAAAUCCGGUUGAUGCUAAGAGGAGGAAGUCCUAUGCAUUUGCUGCUACUCAUAGCAUUCCGGGUUAUCUUCCUCCUGAAUACAAUGCUUUGAGAACAACACUUUUGCAAAAGGAACGAGCUCAUGUUGAAAGACUCUUGAAACCAAUUAAGGACUCUUGGCUUGAAAAUGGUGUAAGUAUAGUUUCUGAUGGAUGGUCAGAUCCACAAAGGAGGCCUCUUAUUAAUAUUAUGGCUGUAUCAGAUGGGGGUCCAGUGUUUAUAAAAGCAAUUGAUGGGUCAGGUGAGUUCAAAGAUAAGCAUUACAUUGCUGGGGUGUUGAAGGAUGCUAUAAAAGAGAUUGGACAUGAAAAAGUUGUCCAAGUCAUCACUGAUAAUGCAAAUGUGAUGAAAGCUGCUGGAGCUCUUAUUGAGGGUGAGUAUCCUAAAAUAUUUUGGACACCUUGUGUUGUCCACACUCUUAAUCUAGCUUUGAAGAAUAUUUGUGCAGCAAAAACCACUGAAAAGAAUGAAGUUACAUAUGAGGAAUGUAGUUGGAUUACACGUGUUGCUGAUGAUGCAUCCUUCAUACGUGUUUUUAUCAUGAACCAUUCUAUGAGGUUGCCAAUGUUUAAUGAAUUUUUUCCAUUAAAAUUGCUCCAAGUUGCUGAUACUAGAUUUGCUUCGGUGGUUGUAACGUUGAAAAGAUUGAAGUUGAUAAAAAGAUGCCUUCAAGCCAUGGCUAUUAGUGACCAAUGGGCUUCUUAUAGGGAGGAUGACAUUGGAAAAGCUCAAAAGGUGAAAGAUAUGAUUCUAAGUGAUCUUUGGUGGGAUAAUAUUGAUUAUAUCCUUGAAUUCACGGCACCCAUUUAUGAUAUGCUACGAAUAGCCGACACAGAUAAGCCUUGUCUUCAUCUUGUGUAUGAGAUGUGGGAUUCCAUGAUAGAGAAGGUGAAAGCAGUGAUAUAUCGGCAUGAAGGCUUGGAAGAGGAUCAAUAUAGCUCUUUUUGGGGUGUGGUGUAUGAUAUACUCAUUGAUCGGUGGACUAAAAAUUCUACACCACUACAUUGCUUGGCUUAUUCCUUAAAUCCUAAGUAUUACUCCAUUGAAUGA
Quercus robur (English oak) is the source of this 1488-nucleotide messenger RNA. RefSeq lists its product as uncharacterized. The coding region runs from base 1 to 1488 and encodes 495 amino acids. The record is from RefSeq and is a predicted model, not a curated record. Gene Ontology annotation, molecular function: DNA binding. NCBI's taxonomy places the organism in Eukaryota, Viridiplantae, Streptophyta, Magnoliopsida, Fagales, Fagaceae. The transcript has 3 exons.